This is a messenger RNA of Camelina sativa (false flax), 830 nucleotides long. NCBI's taxonomy places the organism in Eukaryota, Viridiplantae, Streptophyta, Magnoliopsida, Brassicales, Brassicaceae. The record is from RefSeq and is a predicted model, not a curated record.
GAAUAAUGAAUUGUGGUUAUAUGAAAGAAACGAGUAACAAUAAUGUAUGCAAUUAAAAAUAUCACGAUGUUUGGAAUCCUAGUUGCCUUCAAAAGAAAAGAAAACCAAAAACAAAAAAAAGUAUCUCCUUAGAAAAACACACUACUGAGGAACAAAAUCAACCAUGCAUUAUUAUUCAACAAUAACAACAAACAACAUAGACACCGGCGCCGGAGACAUGGUUGUCUUGUACAAUGAAUGCCUUAAAAACCACGCGGUCAGUCUCGGCGGUCACGCUCUUGACGGCUGCGGUGAGUUCAUACCUAAAUCAACCACCAUCCUCACAGACACUCCGUCCCUUACGUGCGGUGCAUGUGGCUGCCACCGCAACUUCCACCGUCGUAGUCCUUCUGACGUCUUCAGUCACUGCUGGUCACCACCGCUGCAGCCACUCGCCUCCACUCCGCACUUGCUUCUCUCUCUCAGCUCCGGUUUCUCUGGACCCUCGAAUCAAGAAGACAAGAACAAAUUCACGGUGGCAAAGGAAGAUAGGUCGGCGAUGAUGAAGAAGCGUAAGAGGACGAAAUUAACGGCGGAACAAAAGGAGAAGAUGAGAGGUUUCGCAGAGAGAGCGGGGUGGAAGAUCAACGGCUCGGAUGAGAAGUGGGUGAAAGAGUUUUGUAGCGAAGUUGGAAUAGAGAAACAAGUUCUUAAGGUUUGGAUCCACAACAAUAAGUACUUUUCCAACGGGAAGAACAGAGACACUACGUCCUCUAGUUCUUUGAAGUUGUAGAAAUAUAUCUCUUUUACGGUGAUGGGUCUUCGUCUUCGUGAGUAAAAAUUUCAAAAUG